AUGGUUGCAACCGCGUAUAAAGACUUGCUGAUCAGACAAAUCCUGGAAGAUGCUGGACUUAUCGACAAACCUGAUGCACAUGAGCUAGGACAGGACGAUUCUAGGCAACGUCGAAUUGAUCAAGGAGACAGAAAGAAACUGUUAGAUAUGAAGCGUGAAGCUAGGAAUAUGGAGAAAACGCGAAAAGUCUUGCGAGCCGAUAAGCACUUUGACUCGAUUCUUAAUGAAAAAGAAGAAGAAGAUUUAGAAAACGAAGAGGACCCUAUGAAAGCUGAUGUGAAAACCGUUGAGUUCCUUUUAAGUUACAAACAAAGAGAUGUGGAGCUUAUUCGUCGCACCCAUAAAUUCAGACGGAAGGAUGCAGAAGUGGGUUAUAUAUACAUAAUUCGGUUUUCAUUUUCUAUUCAAACUCUGAUAAGAGUGGUCAUUGCAGCUGGUCUAUAUCCACAGUAUACUGUCCCUGAUCCAAUGAACAAGUAUCAGCACGGUCAAGAACUUUUCGUUCAUACUCGGAUGAAGCCGUUCAGUCUCAUACAUCCAAAUUCUUCCAUUGCACAGUAUCAUGCAGAAUCGCUGGAUGCACGUGCUGACAAUGAGGGACGUUCG
Molecule: messenger RNA, 606 nt
Organism: Strongylus vulgaris
Lineage: Eukaryota; Metazoa; Nematoda; Chromadorea; Rhabditida; Strongylidae
Source: the annotation of a GenBank genome assembly